AUGCCUGUGUUCAGCAUUAUUUUGAAGGCAGGGGAGUGGGAAGGCGUCGCGGCCGUGCGGCCGUCGGACGGUCGCUGCUGGGCCCUGAAGUGCCGCUGUCUUACGUGCCACGAGGUGACGGAUAAUUAUUUGUUCAUCGAUUCGAACGAAUUAUGUAGCAGCGGUGGUGGUGGGGUGCGCAAUUACUCGUCGCAGUGCCGUUUUUGCAAGGAGAGGGUGACUGCCAACGUUCUCAGUGCACCACCUUGUUCGAAAGUGGCCCUCGAGAGCGGCAACCGCGGCGUGCCCUCGCUCGGUUCAUAUUGCCCUGACCAGCACCCCGAAGGGGGCGUUGUGGUGCAGCUGGACAUGCGCGGCGCGGAGCCGGUGGAGCUGCGGCUUGAUGAGCAAUGGGUGGUGGAGGGCAUGAGUGGCGUGGUGUUUAAGGACGUGGAUCUUUCUGACGAUUGGUACGACUACGACGAGGCGGCCGGCUCGACGGUGAGCAUCGGUGGCGUUUCAGUCUCUUUCCAUCGUGUGAGGAGGUAG
Messenger RNA from Phytomonas sp. EM1, 528 nucleotides. The record is from the annotation of a GenBank genome assembly. NCBI's taxonomy places the organism in Eukaryota, Euglenozoa, Kinetoplastea, Trypanosomatida, Trypanosomatidae.